AUGAGGCAUCAUAGAAGGACGCCGUCUCAGCAUCGCGAAGUCAAGGAAACUCUUAAUGCCAAGACCGAGUAUACCAACGACGAUAUAGACGGAAGGUCGCAGCAGGCCAUUAAUCAGUAUACCAUCAAAGAGGAAAUUGGAAGGGGCUCAUAUGGCGCCGUACAUCUGGCUACAGACCAGUUCGGUACUGAAUAUGCUGUCAAAGAAUUCUCGAAAUUGCGCCUCCGGAAACGAGCCCAGUCGAACAUAUUGAGAAGACCCGAGGGAGGUAGGCCGCGACUCGGCCCUGGGCGAAGUCUAUGGAGCGCCCAUAAGAAACAACUCAGUCAUCAUGAAAUUGCAGAGGCGAAAGAUGCCCUGUUCUUGAUACGAGAAGAGAUUGCCAUCAUGAAAAAACUCAACCACCCCAAUUUGGUACAGCUAAUCGAAGUACUGGACGACCCCGAGAACGAUUCCUUGUAUAUGGUUCUGGAAAUGUGCAAGAAAGGAGUCAUCAUGAAAGUUGGGUUGGAUGAGCAAGCAGACCCCUACGACGACGAGCAGUGUCGUUUGUGGUUUCGCGAUCUUAUCCUAGGCAUAGAGUAUCGAGUUGUUCACCGAGAUAUCAAACCAGACAACCUCCUACUAACAGAAGAUGAUGUGCUGAAAAUCGUCGACUUUGGAGUAUCCGAGAUGUUCGAGAAGCCAGAGCAUAUGAUGACUAGCAAAUCUGCUGGUUCACCUGCCUUCUUGCCGCCCGAGUUGUGUCAAGUCAGACAUGGCGACGUCUCGGGCAAAGCAGCGGACGUGUGGUCCAUGGGUGUUUCGCUAUAUUGCCUCAAAUAUGGAAAGCUUCCCUUCAAGCGGGAUAAUGUGUUGGAAAUGUUAGAGGCGAUCCGAACCGAGGACUUGCAAAUACCCACUCAAGACGAGGAUCCGAAUUUCUUGGAUCUCAUCACCAGGAUUCUAGACAAGAAUCCGGAGACAAGGUUAACUCUUCGAGAGAUAAGAAAUCAUCCGUGGGUCACGAAGGGCGGUGCCGAUCCCCUACUGUCGGAAGAGGAGAACUGUUCAGAUGAGGUGGAAUUACCAAAUGCCCUCGAAGUCAACCAUGCAUUCACAAGGAAGAUGGAUCACCUAGCCUGUGUACUGAAAGCGAUCCACCGAUUUAAGAGCCUCACAUCCAGGAGUAGAUUUUCGACCCCUGAGAUUAGGACGCCUCAGACUCCAUAUGCGCCGAAACUAGAGGAAAAGGAGGAUGUUUCAGAAGUUGCAGAUAUCUCCACAAUCUCUACGGACUCAACGGCGGUUCCUGAGACUCCCCCACAGCCAGAGCGGCAGAAAUCGAUCGCCGAAGAGGCGGCGGAGCUCAUCAAGCAGCGCAGAGCUUUCCAAGCAGCACAAAAGCACGCCGCGACUCACCCGCCGAUGCCACUUGGAGAAGGUGAGAAGGGCCACGCCCAUGACCUAACGGAAAAGGCACCGCUCUUCCUAGGUAUCGGCACUGGUGGACACGAUGAUUUCACUAGUUCCGAACCUCCAACUGACGUCGUAUCCGAUUCACCUACCGGGAUUGAUUUCGACGUCUAUGAUCGUGCCUUCGAGACGGAAAUCAAACGUAUCCGUUCUGACAGGAAGAAAGGUCGUGCCAGGACCUAUCUCACGAAGCUCGUAGGGGAGCAAGAGGUAGACAAAUAUGCCAGUGAUGAUUGUAUGGUUAUCGAGGCUGGAAAGACGUUGGCAUCUAGCGCAUAUGCACACGGCUCGUCGGCCAUUGAAAGAGGAUUGAACCACAUAAAUGAGGUAAGGGAGCAACUUCAUCGUGACAAGAAUGGUGCAGAGGGGGAGGAUCGUGGAAGCCCAAGCAGCGUCUCGGAUGCAGUGGGGGCAGCGAAGGAGACGGGGCAUAGAUUCGCAAAUUUAGUAUCGGCCAUGAUGAAAGACCCCAAGGAGAAGGACACGAACUAA
This is a messenger RNA of Annulohypoxylon maeteangense, 1947 nucleotides long. RefSeq names its product Pkinase-domain-containing protein. The transcript is spliced from 6 exons. Gene Ontology annotation, molecular function: ATP binding; protein serine/threonine kinase activity. Lineage: Eukaryota; Fungi; Ascomycota; Sordariomycetes; Xylariales; Hypoxylaceae. Gene Ontology annotation, biological process: protein phosphorylation; intracellular signal transduction. The coding region runs from base 1 to 1947 and encodes 648 amino acids. Gene Ontology annotation, cellular component: cytoplasm. The record is from RefSeq and is a predicted model, not a curated record.